AAUGUCAUUAAAUUUACUUCGCAUUCAAAGUAUUACUUUACACUUUGAAUGUAAUCCAUGCGACACAUUCGUCUGGUUAGACAAACAGCAUAGAAAUAAGUGGUAUCAUUAAUUAUUGCAAACAUUUAUCAACACAAACACGUAAUCAAUACUAAAAUAAAAAUGACUUCUGCAUUCAGUACAAACGAUACUGAAUGCUUAAGUCGAGACACAGAGCACGUACUGGACGUGGAAAGAUUGGAUGAAAUUUGGACUGAUCAACGUUUGAGUGAAUGUGUUUCGUGGAUUAAUACGCAUCAAUUUGAUAAAGUAUGUCUUCAAUUUCCCGAUGACUUGAUUCCGUUCAGCAUAGCGAUACUGCAAGAGUUAAAGAAGAACACAACAGCUGAAUUGUGCAUCCUGGGAGAUACAUCAUAUGGAAGCUGUUGUGUAGAUGAGAUAGCCGCUUUGCAUGUCAAUGCCAAUGCGAUUAUACAUUUCGGUCAUGCAUGUCUCAGCAAAGUCUCACGAUUGCCGGUACACUAUGUAUUUUCAAAUUUCAAAUUGGAUGUGGACAAAAUACGUCAAGAGAUGAAAAGCCACAUCCCGAAUUCAAAAGAAGAGAUUGUCGUCUUCUAUGCGACAGGGUUCUUCUAUCAUUUAGAUGACAUUAAAUCGGCGCUGAGUUCAUUCACAAAUGUGUCGUACGCACAGUUGGCACUCGAUGGAAAGCCGGAUAAUUUAUGUUGGAAAAUGCCAAAGAAUAAUUUAUCGGAAAUGACAUGCAUUUGGAUCGGAGAUGACAACCAAUCCCUUUUCAAUCUGAGUUUGACUGUAAAUGCAAAGCAGUGGCUGUCCUGUGAUAGACGUAGUUAUCAAAUGAAAGUAGUUAACAGUCCAUUAGCAACAAAUUGGAUGCGUCGCCGGAAUUUCUUCGUGGAAAAAUGCAAGGAUGCACAGGCGAUUGGAAUUGUUGUUGGCACCCUAACCGCGGACGGUUACUUGAAUGCAGUAAACCGAAUUCAAACAUUGGCCCGUGAUCGAGGAAUUCGCACAUAUUUGCUAUCUGUGGGCAAAAUCAAUCCAGCUAAGCUGGCCAAUUUUAUGGAAAUAGACUGCUUUGUGUUUAUUGGCUGUCCAGAGAACAUAAUCUACACAUCACGUGACUUUUACAAGCCGCUGUUGUCGGUGUUUGAGGCCGAGCUUGCAUUGAAUCCGGCUUGGCGCGAACAAUAUCCCAACUUCUAUGCCGUUGAUUUUACCGACAUUUUACCAGACGGUAAACACUUUAGGGUUGCAGAAAAUCAAACGGAAACGAAUGGCGAUGAUGACUAUGAUGUGAGUUUGGUAUCUGGACGCAUUAGACCCAUGAAGAUCACCGACAACGAUGACACCAAUCACAACACUGGCACACAACUCGAAAAGAAACACAAUCAACUCAUGAAUACGAAUUCGAGUAGCGCAUUCAACGAUCGAUCAUGGACUGGCUUAGAUCCAAGCUUGGGUCAACAAGAACCGUCUAAAAUCACAAAAGGUAGAUCCGGCAUUGCAAUUAAAUAUACCGAAAAUGAACAUAAAUAGGCCUAUUCAUUUAUGAACCAUGUAAACUGAUGAUCACUGUUUGAUGAGAAUAAAAACACCUAACUAGUAGAACAUUUCGUAUUUAAAA
Sitodiplosis mosellana (orange wheat blossom midge) is the source of this 1648-nucleotide messenger RNA. It is a transcript of the gene Dph2, whose product is annotated as 2-(3-amino-3-carboxypropyl)histidine synthase subunit 2. The record is from RefSeq and is a predicted model, not a curated record. Gene Ontology annotation, molecular function: 2-(3-amino-3-carboxypropyl)histidine synthase activity. NCBI's taxonomy places the organism in Eukaryota, Metazoa, Arthropoda, Insecta, Diptera, Cecidomyiidae. The coding region runs from base 163 to 1560 and encodes 465 amino acids. The transcript is spliced from 5 exons. Gene Ontology annotation, biological process: protein histidyl modification to diphthamide.